CCCAGAGUUUAUACCUCGAAAACCCUUCGAAAAACCUCAGCCGCAAUAGAGCGAACCAAACCCUUGUUUUUCUUCUCCUCGGAACCUCGGAUUUCCUCGUGCUCCAUUGAUCUGGGGAUCCGCGGGGACGAUGGGAUCGUCUGUCAGCUAUGCCGCUGCGCCACCGCCACCGUUUGCCCUGCCGCCGCAGCCCGUCGGCCUCGCCGUUGCCCUGCCUCCAAAGUCGGAGGAGAAGAGUGCUUCUAAGGAAAUGGUUGACUAUAGAAAUCUUCCUUGCCCUGUCCCCUUUGAAGAAAUUCAGCGGGAAGCUCUCAUGUCAUUAAAGCCUGAAUUUUUUGAGGGAUUGCGGUUUGACUUCACCAAGGGUCUUAACCAAAGAUUUGCGCUAAGCCACAGUGUUUUUAUGGGAUCAACGGAAGUUCCUUCACAAUCUUCUGGCAUUAUUAAAGUUCCUACUGCACAUUAUGAGUUUGGCGCUAACUUUUUGGAUCCAAAGUUGAUGCUUAUUGGGAGGGUCCUAACUGAUGGGAGGCUUAAUGCUCGAGUGAAGUGUGAUCUGACCGAUAACCUUAUUUUGAAGGCCAAUGCUCAGCUCACAAAUGAGCCACAUUUCUCCCAGGGGAUGUUUAACUUUGAUUACAAGGGUACAGAUUACAGGGCGCAGUUUCAACUGGGGAACAAUGCUUUCUAUGGGGGCAAUUAUAUUCAGAGUGUUACACCGCAUUUAUCAGUGGGCAGUGAAUUUUUUUGGCUUGGUCAUCAAAGGAAGUCAGGCAUUGGUUUAGCUGCUCGAUAUAACACUGACAAAAUGGUUGCAACAGCACAAGUUGCAAGCACAGGGAUUGUAGCCUUGAGUUAUGUUCAGAAGGUUUCUGAGAAGGUUUCCCUUGCAUCUGAUUUUAUGUACAAUCACAUGACACGUGAUGUAACCGCAAGCUUUGGUUAUGAUUACAUCCUUCGUCAGUGCCGAUUACGAGGAAAGCUGGACUCCAAUGGCUGUGUUGGUGCAUUUCUCGAAGAGCGAGUAAAUAUGGGUGUCAAUUUUAUUCUUUCUGCAGAGAUUGAUCACCCAAAGAAAGACUACAAGUUCGGGUUUGGCAUGACAGUAGGAGAGUAAACUCUUAGGUAAUUCAUUGGUUGUUCCUCUUGUGUUUGUCAGCUCACUUUCCAGGCCUUACUUCUAUGAUUUGUUGCCAAGGCACUAUUCAGUCAACUCAUCAAGCUCUUCCAGCUGCUUUAGUAAUGUUCGAGUCUUAAAAGGAGAAAAGAAAAAACUUCAAUUUUGUAUUCUCGUGUCUAAGUUAUACAUCUUUGAUUAUCUUCAAGUAGCCACCCAAAUAUUUUGGGCAUUGAUAAGGCCUUUUAUCUUCAUAUACAAUCAUGCUAUCAAUUCUUGCUGCAAGUUUUAUUCUUUCAUGAAA
Messenger RNA from Dioscorea cayenensis subsp. rotundata (Guinea yam), 1421 nucleotides. Its product is annotated as mitochondrial import receptor subunit TOM40-1-like. Lineage: Eukaryota; Viridiplantae; Streptophyta; Magnoliopsida; Dioscoreales; Dioscoreaceae. Gene Ontology annotation, biological process: protein import into mitochondrial matrix. Gene Ontology annotation, molecular function: transmembrane protein transporter activity. The record is from RefSeq and is a predicted model, not a curated record. Gene Ontology annotation, cellular component: mitochondrial outer membrane; mitochondrial outer membrane translocase complex.